CUACCGUAUGUUGUGGGCGUCCGUCACGGAAUAAUGAAGGAAAUCUUGCUGUGGUGCGCGGCUUGUCUUCUGCUUUUGUGUUUGCACGACGUGUGCGCAGUGGAUUGCAGUUGGGAUAGUUGGAGUUCAUGUAGUGUUGAAUGUGGAAAUGGCACCAGAACUCGGAAGAUUAGUAAAGCAGCUACAAUGGGUGGUCAGACGUGUACAGGACCAUUGACUGAGAUCUGCAUAGUCACAUCUUGUAUGGCAACCAAUUUAGCUGCUAGUUUCCUAGCAACAGUGAGUAUGAAUUCAGUCUUUGUCGACUCAAGGAAUGUACCAGCUGGCUUGAAUGCCGAAUUAGCAAUAGAUGGCAAUUCAAAUAACGAUUUUCGAUUAUGUGCUGCUACAGCUCAAUCUACUAAUCCUUGGCUUCGUGUUGACUUGAAGAAGGAAUACUUUGUUUCAAGUGUUCAAGUUGUUCUUUUUCCUGGUAAACUUACACAUGUCUAUGUUUAUGUUGGUAACAAUUUAGCAAACGAGGGGAAUGACAACUACAAUUGUGGAAAGGCUCCAGAUGCCACCUCUCUGAAUUGGAGAAAUGUUUUAUGCAGUGUACCAGUUUGGGGAAGAUACAUUAAUUUACAGAGAGAAGUAACAAAUCAUUUUCUUCAAGUAUGUGAGGUGACAUUCAACUAUGAGUUGGAGAUUGCUAUUCUAGACAAUAAUAUGCAUAUUGAAGGAACAAGUGUGGCAGUUGAUGAUAAUCAAGAUUACUCUAAUCCUAUUGAUUGUGGUGUCAGUCCUGAUGUGACCAACUUUAAUGCUCUCUUGCAAUGGAAACACAACACAAUCAAUGAUGUACCAUCGUCAAGUGUACAGACUACUGGCGUAUAUCAGGUGUAUGAGAAUGAUGUGCAGCGGCUCUACAUCAAGUCAGCUAAUGCCUCUGAUAGUGGAGUGUAUACAUGUCAAUAUACCACGACUGAUGGCCAUAUAGUGUCAAAGUCGUUUACACUGAAUGUGGAUUGUGUUUGGGGCAGUUGGAGUUCCUGUAAUGUUCAGUGUGGAAAUGGUACCAGAACUCGGCGGAUCAGUCGAGUGGCUAGUGUGAGUGGUCACGAUUGUAUAGGACCGUCAACUGAGAGUUGCAUAGUCACAUCUUGUAUGGCUUCUGAUUUAGCUGUCAGUGUAGGAGCAACAGUGACUCUGAGCACACAGUAUAGCACUACUACGCAUUUGCCCAAAUUGGCGAUAGAUGGGAAUUUAGCAAGUGCUGGUCGGUUAUGUGCUGUCACAAUGAUGGCAACUAAUCAGUGGCUUCGUAUUAAGUUGAAGAAGGAGUACUUUGUGUCAAGUGUUGCAGUUAUCCUGCCUACUAGUAGAAGUACAAAUGUUACUGUUCGUGUUGGUAGUAACUUAACAGACAAUGGGAAUGCCAAUCACAAGUGUGGAAUGGUUCCAGAUGCCAAAUCUCUGAGUUGGAGAAAUUUUAGUUACAAUCCACCAGUUUGGGGAAAAUACAUCAAUUUACAAAGAAACAAUAUUCUUCAUGUGUGUGAGGUGGUUUUCAGUUAUGAGUUGGAGAUUGCUAUUCUAGACGAUACCAAGCAUAUUGAAGAGACCAGUGUGGCAGUUGAUGAGAAUCAAGAUUACUCUAAUCCUAUUGAUUGUGGUGUCAGUUCUGAUGUGACCAACUUUAAUGCUCUCUUGCAAUGGAAACACAACACAACCAAGGAUGUACCAUCUUCAAGUGUACAGACUGCUGGUGUAUAUCAGAUGUAUGAGAAUGGUGUGCAGCGGCUCUACAUCCAGUCAGCUAGUGUCUCUUCCAAUGGUCUGUUUACGUGCCAAUAUACUGCAACUAAUGGCUCUAUAGUGUCAAAGUCAUUUACACUGAAAGUCAAUGUAAACUGUAAAUGGAGCUCAUGGUCAGAUUGUACAUCAUCAUGUAGUUUUGGAAAUCAUAGUCGUACACGAGCACGUCUUAAGCAACACAAUGGAAUGGACUGUGUGGGGUCGCCAACUGAGAACUGUGACAGCAACCAACCACCAUGUGAGGGCAGUCUUAUGUUAUGUACGGGGUGUGUUAUGAAAGGAAAGUGUAGGCCGCCUGCAUUGACGGGCUACUGCUGUCCCAUUGAAACUGCCAAACGUCGUGGUCCGGAGUGA
Messenger RNA from Corticium candelabrum, 2151 nucleotides. RefSeq lists its product as uncharacterized. The record is from RefSeq and is a predicted model, not a curated record. Lineage: Eukaryota; Metazoa; Porifera; Homoscleromorpha; Homosclerophorida; Plakinidae. The coding region runs from base 34 to 2151 and encodes 705 amino acids. The transcript has 9 exons.